AUGGCCGGCUCGGUCAAACGGCCAGCGUCUACAACUGGGGCUAUCUCCCCACCCCCGGUAAAGAGAAAGAUUGAAUCCACACUGACUAAACAAUCGGUGUCCUCAUUCUUCACCCCUACAUCUCAAAAGAAGCCCGAACAAAUCACCUGGCGCAUCGUGAACAACAGUCUCGUUGUCGGCAAAUAUGCGAAGAAAUCAGACCAUACACAGACUACAGAGAAGCCAAAGGUUGCCGCCUUUGAUUUGGACUCAACGUUAGUCUCGACGGCUUCUGGCAACACAUUUCCCAAGAACUCCUCAGACUGGAAGUGGUGGCAUGAUACGGUUCCCUCUAGACUUAAGGAGUUGAGCGCAGAUGGUUACUAUGUCAUCAUCAUAUCGAAUCAGAAGAAGAUCAGCCUACAGAAGGAUAUGAAAGGAGGACGUUCCGAUUCAAAAAGUCUCACCAACUUCAAAGAGAGGGCCUCUGCUGUCAUGAAACAGCUAGACAUUCCUCUCAGUGUUUAUGCAGCUACGCUAGACGAUAGUUACCGAAAACCAAGAAUCGGGAUGUGGAAGGAGUUCCUAGAUGACUAUGAUUUCGACGUGAACGGCGUGGAUCUAUCAAAAUCGAUUUAUGUUGGGGAUGCCGCGGGACGGCCAAAUGACCAUUCCCAGGUAGAUCGUGGUUUUGCUGUAAACGCCGGGGUUCCAUUUAAAACACCAGAGGAGUUUUUUCUCAACGCCGCGCCGGAGCCGCUCGUGGAAUCAUUCGACCCGUCUCUAUAUUUGCAAUCUGACCAGACCGAUGACGUUUCACCCCCUUUCUCCCGUCAAAGCGCUCUCGAACUAGUGAUUUUCUGCGGCAGUCCCGGCGCGGGCAAGUCGACUUUCUACUGGGAUUAUCUCGAGCCAUUGGGAUAUGAACGGGUGAACCAGGACAUUUUGAAGACGCGCCCUAAAUGUAUUAAAGUUGCCAAGGAACACCUUGCGGCCAGAAGGUCCGUGGUAGUUGACAAUACGAACGCAGACCCAGAAACAAGAUCCCACUGGAUCGAAGUCGCAAAGGAAUUCAGUAUUCCCAUUCGCUGCGUAUAUUUUUCUGCAUCCUCAACUCUCUGUCGACACAAUAAUGCUGUCCGCGCUGCAAACAAGUCCUUGAAUCCGGAAAGCAGGACUCUACUCCCCGGAAUCGCAUUCGGGGAUUUCGGCCGUCGGUUCAAGGAGCCGACGAUGGCGGAGGGCUUCAAGGAUAUAGUUCGCGUCGACUUCCGCUUCCGCGGUGAUGAAGAAUCGAAGAACAUCUGGAGGCAGUACUGGGUUUAAACUCAGGUUGUAUCCGGACUUCGUUGGACUUAUUAAGACCCUGGUGUGCGGAUCGCUGGGCAUCUUAAUGUUGCAUGAGAUUCAUGCGAGUGACUUUCCGGGCCAUUAUACGUCAUAUCUAUAUACUUACGCCAAACAAGUUCUAGCUAUACCUACUGUGAGAUGCUUUCUGUAAUCACUUCCAAAUUAAAGUGUUCCCACAUUAGUCAUAUCUGUAUGAAGAUGCUGGGUAUAGUGCGUAUUAUUAUAUACAUGUGACGCAUAGAUCAGGAAUGCUUUUGACACGAACUUUUCCAUGCGAUACAAUGGACGCGAACUCAAUCAAACAUGUCUCGGGGUAUAUUAAGGAAUGAUGUGGCCAAAACGCCGGUGGCAUCCCCUCCAGAGCUCCCUCCUGCUCUCUCCCAACCUCCUGGUUUUAUGCCGAUUGACCAGGUGGCUUUCCCAAUACUCAUGCAAGGAAUAUUGCUGAUAGGGCAGAGAACAAAGACACCAUAACAGUAAACCCUGGAACCAUUACACGCGCCUGUAAGGCGGCCUCCGGAGACUCCAUAAAUAGAAAAACAAAGGAAAAGACAGUCAUACUAAGGAAGGCAUUGCGCACUGCGAGUCAGUAGUCGCAGACGCAGGUCGUCAGUUGUCAUUAUCGGAUCAC
Messenger RNA from Aspergillus pseudonomiae, 1960 nucleotides. Its product is annotated as putative DNA 3'-phosphatase Tpp1. The record is from RefSeq and is a predicted model, not a curated record. Bases 1 to 1305 code for a protein of 434 amino acids. The transcript has 9 exons. Gene Ontology annotation, biological process: DNA repair. Gene Ontology annotation, molecular function: ATP-dependent polydeoxyribonucleotide 5'-hydroxyl-kinase activity; double-stranded DNA binding; polynucleotide 3'-phosphatase activity. Lineage: Eukaryota; Fungi; Ascomycota; Eurotiomycetes; Eurotiales; Aspergillaceae.